AUGUUAAAGAAAUUUUAGUACGAUUUGUUCGUCAUAGGAGGAGGAGCAGGAGGUUUGGCAUCUUCUAAAGCCUCAGCUUUGUUGGGAAAGAAGGUAGGAAUGGCUGAUUACGCAACUCCAAGUCCUCAUGCUACAACCUGGGGAACAGGUGGUACUUGUGUAAAUGUUGGGUGCGUGCCAACCAAAUUGAUGCCAUUCUCAGCAAGAAUGGGCGAAAUAAGAAAAGAUUAAAUAGCAGCAGGAUAUUAGGGGAUAGAGAGUGAAGGGAAACAUAAUUGGAAAUAGUUGAUUGAAACAGUAUAAAAACAUAUAAAGGAAUUAAAUGUGCGUUAGGAAAGUUCCUUAAAGGAUCAUGGUAUCGAUUAUUAUAACAAAUUUGCUAAAUUUAUUGACAGACACACUAUAGAAGUAAGAUUUAGAUUUUGAUAAUAUAUUAUUAUAGCUUACAGAUGUGAAAGGAGAGAAGGAAAUAAUAAGUGCAAAAAACAUAAUAGUUUGUGUUGGAUCAAGGCCUAUGCUAUAUUAGGAUCCAAAAUUGGUUAUCACAUCAGAGGAUGUAUUUCAAUAGACAACUCCUCCAGGAAAGACUUUAGUCAUAGGAGCUUCGUAUGUAGGUUUAGAAUGUGCAGGAUUCAUACAUGGUUUUGGGUUUGAUACAACAGUUUUAGUUAGAACAAGAGUUAUGAGGAAUUUUGAUUAAGAGAUGGCUUAAAAAGUAGAAGGAUAUAUGUCAGAUAAUGGAAUUAAAUUUGUUAAGAGAGCCUUAUUGCAAUCUAUUUCAGCAGUAGAUAAUGGAAAAAGGAGAUUGGUAAAGUGGGUGCGUGAUGGAGUAGUGGAGGAGGAUAUUUAUGAUACUGUAUUAUAUGGGAUUGGAAGACAGGCAUCAACCAAAUAAUUGAAUUUAGAAUCGAUUGGGGUUAAGAUUGAUGCAAGAAAUUAUAAGAUCAUGGCUGAUGAAUACGAUAGAACAACUGUAGAUAAUAUUUAUGCAAUUGGAGAUUGUUGUUUGAAUAGAUUAGAAUAUACGCCUAUUGCAGUAAUGGCUGGUAGGAAAUUAGCCAAAAGACUCUAUGGGGAUAGUAAUGAGAUCAUGGAUUAUGCUGAUGUGGCUACGACUAUCUAUACUCCUAUUGAGUAUGGCUGUAUUGGAUUGUCAGAAGAGAGAGCACAGUAAAGAUAUGGAUAGGAUGGAAUCAAAAUUUACAGGACUCAUUUUAAACCUUUACAAUGGAGUUUCAGAUAGAGAGAUGAUGCAAAGUAUUGUGGAGGCAAAUUGAUUGUUCACAAAGAGUCGGAUCGAAUCGUAGGAUUUCACUAUGUUGGACCUGAAGCUGCUGAAGUUACUUAAGGCUUUGCAGUGGCUAUGAAAAUGAAAUGCACAAAGAAAGAUUUUGAUAACACUGUUCCUAUUCAUCCUAGUCUAGCAGAAGUAUUAUUAAUAAGUAUAUUUAUAGGAAAUGGUUUUAAUGAAAUGAC
This is a messenger RNA of Paramecium octaurelia, 1476 nucleotides long. The record is from the annotation of a GenBank genome assembly. NCBI's taxonomy places the organism in Eukaryota, Ciliophora, Oligohymenophorea, Peniculida, Parameciidae.